Messenger RNA from Prorocentrum cordatum, 1251 nucleotides. NCBI's taxonomy places the organism in Eukaryota, Dinophyceae, Prorocentrales, Prorocentraceae. The record is from the annotation of a GenBank genome assembly.
AUGUAUGCGCGGCCGAAGAAGCUGAAUAAGAAGAAGUGGUUGGCCCUGUGGAGAAAAACGCCUUACGUGAGACAUGGGAAGUCACGCCGCGGCGAGAUCUCUAAGGCGAAGUGGUCGUGCAGCGCGAAGCAACUCCAGAGUCUCAGUGAGAGACAGAUCGUCCUGGAGAUGACUGCCGCUGGCUUCCUGAAAGACUGGUCGCAACAUGCGUGCCCUCAUUGCGGCGAGGGGCAGGUGUCGAAGCUCCAGCGCAGGGCAUGUGGUACAUGGGCGCACCGCUGCUGCAGAAAGUCUUGCCAAACAUACAUUCUGCCACAGGCUUGCCACCCGGUGCUGUCGACCGCGCGGGGCAGAGAUUAUCAGAGUUUGAAGGACCAGAUGAUCAUACUUUUCGGGCUCGUGGCGGGGCUUACGACGGCGCAGAAUCAUUUGCUCAGGGAAAGCAGCAAGAACUUCAUCUCGAACAUGUCCACCAGGCUUGAUCAGGCCCGGCAAAAGUUUGUCUUGCGCGAGGAAAAGAAGAUUAGAUUCGGCGAUCCACUCCAGAAGCAGUGGCUGGACGUAGAGGCAGACGAGGUCGACCUUGGCAAGGAGCAGGUCGGCGACAAGAUGAAGCGGAAUCAAUGGGCCGGCAUUGUGGAGCGCGGCCGACCUGAGUCCCUGGUCAUCUUCAAGACGUCGGCGAAGCUGACGAAGCCGCGCGCGCCGGGCCCCGGCCCCAUCACGAAGAAGGACUGGGCGCCAAUGGCUAAGAAACACCUCAAAGGGCGCAAAAUUCUGUUUCAUACAGAUGGCGCGCGGGCUUACAAAAUCGGCAUGAACCGGAAGAGCAAGCUCGACGGCGUGGUGCACGACUACGUCGUGCACAAGCUGAAGAAACAUGGGGCCAGCAAAAAACUCAAGGCGACGUGCGUCCAGCUCUUUUCCCACUGCAUCGAGGGAAAGACCGUCCACGCCAAGGGGGGAACGCAGAUCAUCGAUCGGUGCUGUUGUGUUUGCGGAAGCACGUGGGGACGCGCUCUUCCACCCUUUCAGGCAUCAGAAAGUACGACGCCAGAGUGCGCGCUGCGCAGUGGCAUUACUGGCACAUGGGCUCUGAUCUCUGGGCGAAGACAGGCGACAUGUUCAGGGCUUUGCUGUGAGUUUCUGGGCGUUGCAUCGCAUCUCUACGUAGUGUUCUCACUGACUGUUACGUCGCAUCUUCACGCGGCGCUCUCACUGACUGCAGCAAGAGCAUUCUACAAUCCUUGA